AUGUUUCACGUGGAAGUGGUCAGCUCUGUAACUGAUCGUGUCUCUUCAUAUUCCGCCAGAACCGCAAACGUCAAGGGAGAAGUUCUCGUGAACGGGAAUGUUCGAGAUUUAAACACAUUCCGCAAGCAGUCGUCGUACAUCAUGCAAGACGACUAUGUUCUCGGGAACUUGACUGUGCUUGAGACGCUGCAAUUUGCUGCGGAGCUCAAAUGCGGUUCCCGUUCUUCACCCGAGGAGCGAAGGGAUCUGAAAGCCAGAAUUUUACCUUGA
Notodromas monacha is the source of this 270-nucleotide messenger RNA. The record is from the annotation of a GenBank genome assembly. NCBI's taxonomy places the organism in Eukaryota, Metazoa, Arthropoda, Ostracoda, Podocopida, Cyprididae.